Molecule: messenger RNA, 1122 nt
Organism: Caenorhabditis bovis
Lineage: Eukaryota; Metazoa; Nematoda; Chromadorea; Rhabditida; Rhabditidae
Source: the annotation of a GenBank genome assembly
AUGAGCACAAGUCGCGACGAGCAACAUCACGACACCUCCUAUGUGUACGCGAGCCCGUGUCCGCACGGUGCCGUCGGCGAGCAUCGCUCGUUGUUAAGGACACCGCGAACCCCACAAUCGGUGCCGUUGUAUAGUCGGCAUUCGAACUACUCGACGCCACCUCAACGGCAGACAUAUCGGCCGGCGCGCGCACCACAACAGAAUUCGUAUGUCAUACCGAGUCAGACGAGCUCGAUCUAUCAGCGGCGAGCCGAGAGCAACAAAGAGAAUGUGGCGCCUCAAAAGCCGAGAAAGCCCAAAAUCGAGCACUACAAGGAGGCGUUUCGGAAAAAGGGAAUCGAGAUUUUCAUCGACUUCAAACUGGGCAACGGCAAAUACAGUCGGGUGUACAAGGCGCACGAGAUUCACACAAAUCGAACUGUGGCGAUCAAAGCGAUCGAUUUGAACGAGCUCAGCGACGAUGUUCGCAAAAAGUUUUUGCCGCGCGAGAUCAGCUGCUGGAGGAAGCUCAAACACGGCAACAUUGUGGCGAUGCACGCCCAAUAUGAGACAUCGUCGAUGCUGUUCUUGGCGAUGGAAUACGGCAAUCAAGGCGAUUUGCUUCGAUACGUUCAAAAGAAUGGGGCGAUCGAGGAGAAAACCGCCGGCGUUUUCAUGCGCCAAUUGAUCAAAGCGCUCUGCUAUAUGCACCAGAAUGGAAUCGCUCAUCGCGACGUGAAAUUGGAGAACAUCAUCUUGUUCAAUAACUGCAUCAAACUCUCCGAUUUCGGAUUUGUUCGACUUAUGGACGGCAAUCAGUUGUCGGAGACGUUCUGCGGCUCCAAGUCCUACUCGGCGCCGGAGUUGCUGCGCGGCAAAGCCUAUGAUCCGUUUCUGUCGGAUGUGUGGUCGGCGGGCGUCGUCGGCUUCGUGAUGGUCACCGAUUCGAUGCCGUUCAACGAAUCGCUGCCGAACAAUGUGAUGGUCGAGUAUCAGAAAUUCCGGCGAUACACAUUCUCGCCGAAAUUGAAUUUGUCGCGAGAAUGCAUCGAAUCGAUCGAAGCGAUGAUGACCUAUGAUGUGAGCUUGCGGCCGACAAGCAGCCGAUGCCUCGAACUUCCUUGGGUCGCCGGCCGCGUCUGA